Molecule: messenger RNA, 884 nt
Organism: Phascolarctos cinereus (koala)
Lineage: Eukaryota; Metazoa; Chordata; Mammalia; Diprotodontia; Phascolarctidae
Gene: CNPY4
Product: canopy FGF signaling regulator 4
Source: RefSeq, a predicted model, not a curated record
GCGUACUCUCUCCUUGCCAGGCUGGAUUUAAAGGGCCAGUUUCCCUGCAACCUGGCUUUUAAAAAAUCGCUUCUUUGUCGUCGCUAUCUGAGGUUGGGGCUCGGUAGCUUAAUAUGGGACAGUGGUGGCGGCGGCGGCAGCUGCUGCUGUUUUGCUUCCUCCUGCUUGCAUUGAGGAGCUGUUCUGGGAAGCAAAAGAAAAAAGAAGAGGAGGAGGAGGAGCACCUACCCAGCAAAUGCGAAGUCUGUAAAAUACUGAGCUUGGAGCUUCAGGGGGAGCUGAAUCGGAGCAGCCGGUCUCGAGAGUUGCUAGAACUAGGGCAGGUGCUAGACACUGGCAAGAGGAAAAGACAAGUCCCCUAUAGCACUUCGGAGGUUAGGCUGGAGGAGGCCCUUGAGAACCUGUGUGAACAGAUUCUGGAUUACAGCGUCCAUGCUGAGCACAAGGGCUCCCUAAGAUAUGCCAAGGGUCAGAGUGAGACCAUGGCGACCCUGAAAGGCCUGGUACAGAAGGGAGUGAAGGUGGAUCUGGGAAUCCCUUUGGAACUGUGGGAUGAACCCAGUGUGGAGGUUGCAUUCCUCAAGAAGCAGUGUGAGCUGAUGUUGGAGAGCUUUGAAGAUGUCAUCGAAGACUGGUACUUCCACCACCAGGAGUUGCCCCUGCAACAGUUCCUCUGUGAAGGGCACGUGCUUGGGAAGGAGGAGAUGGAUUGUCUUCAGGAAACCUGGACUGAGGAAUCGAGAGAACAGAAUGAAAAAGGCUUAGAAGAGAGCCUAGGGCACCACGCCCAUGAUGCUGCAGACCUCUGACCAGAAUCAGGACCAAUAUCAACUCCUAUUUUUCUAGAUCACUAUUAAAGUUUGUUUCUAUAUAUGUAUAUGUCA